GCCAUUUUGCUCCGCUUCCAUUGUGUGAGAGAUAGUAAAUAUCUGAAGCUGCCAGACAGUCACAACUCACUUCUAUCGUUGCGAAGAAAAAGCGCUAAAAUCACACUUGGUGAUACUCAGAGGAAAUGGCUCGUACCAAGCAGACUGCUCGUAAGUCCACUGGAGGAAAGGCUCCUCGUAAGCAGCUGGCCACCAAGGCUGCCCGCAAGAGCGCCCCCUCCACCGGUGGGGUCAAGAAGCCCCAUCGUUACAGGCCCGGUACUGUGGCUCUGAGAGAGAUUCGCAGGUACCAGAAGUCCACUGAGCUGCUGAUCCGCAAGCUGCCCUUCCAGCGCCUGGUGAGGGAGAUCGCUCAGGACUUCAAGACUGACCUGCGUUUCCAGAGCGCUGCCAUCGGAGCCCUGCAGGAGGCCAGUGAGGCGUACCUGGUGGGUCUGUUCGAGGACACCAACCUGUGCGCCAUCCACGCCAAGAGGGUCACCAUCAUGCCCAAAGACAUCCAGCUGGCACGCCGCAUCCGUGGGGAGCGCGCCUAGACGGCCCCCCUCUCGUCUGUUCUAUUUUUCUCUACCUGUUCCUACCCUCACUCCUUUAUCCCACUCCCCCCNAGUCCGUCCCUCCACACCCCAGCCCCCCGUUUCUCUGCAGCUGUACCUUUUCUAGCGCCCCCCCUCACCAUGUGUUUGUGUGUAUGUGGAGCUCUGAUCUGUAAACCUCUUGUGCUCAACAAACAGAAAUAUUUUGGUUGCUUAAGAAUAUUGAUUAUCGUUGUGGAUAUGGUGUCUAUUUUUUUUACGCAUUUAAAUCAUGAUAAGCAUCUCUUUUCGUACCACUUCCAAAAUCAUCAAAUUAUGGGGGGGAAAAACAAAUGUAUUCCACACGGUUUUCAGUUGUUUUUUUACCCUGGUCUGAUUUGCGUAAUAAUAUCAGUAAGGGCUCCUCUGUUCUCCAAUGCAACGAUUCUGAUGGCAGCCACAGUGGGGCUCCUCUCCUCGACGCUCUGUAGAUCAGUCUCACAUUCUCUCCAUCUCUCUCUCCACACAGCUUCACACUCGCAGUAUGAAUUGACAUUAUAGUGAACAUUUCACUCUGCAUGGUUAUGGUCUUUGUCCCUGUAGAUCUGAACAUAUAAUCUGUCCCUUUCUCAAAAUUUGUGAUACACAAUAUAACCUCAUAUUUGUUUUAUUUUAUAUUUUUCUUAUUCCUGAAGAUUUUCAAAAAUAUAAAUAAGCUGAUCUUUGUAUUUUCCAAACGUCUCAUAUUAUGGUGGUAAUAAAUAGGUGUUAAAACAAA
Messenger RNA from Notothenia coriiceps (black rockcod), 1293 nucleotides. It is a transcript of the gene h3f3c, whose product is annotated as H3 histone, family 3C. Lineage: Eukaryota; Metazoa; Chordata; Actinopteri; Perciformes; Nototheniidae. Gene Ontology annotation, cellular component: nucleosome. The coding region runs from base 126 to 536 and encodes 136 amino acids. Gene Ontology annotation, molecular function: protein heterodimerization activity; structural constituent of chromatin; DNA binding. The record is from RefSeq and is a predicted model, not a curated record. The transcript has 4 exons.